CCAAAAACGUACUCCAUUGAAAUACCAGUAGCAGCACCAACAUUAUUUUUAUCAUUCAUUAUUAUUCAGACAAUAUUGAAAACUGUGAUUGUAGUAGAGUGUGAUUCAAUUCACAAAUGAAGGGUUGGAACCAAUUUGGUGUCAUUGAGACCAUCUACGAGGAAGAACGUGAAUUCUCCUCCACCUCUUCCUCUUCUCUUUCACCUUCCUUUUCAUCUUCUCCUCCUUCUCUUCACUCCACAAUAAAUGCUUGGUCUAUCAACUCUGGAUGUGAAACGGAUGUGUUGAUUCGCGUCGAAGGAACUUGUUUUCGUCUCCACAAGGAACGUUUCGUAACAAAAAGCUCAUAUCUAAAACGACAUCUAACAGGCCUCUCCGACUUCACUCUCUCUCCACCGUUAAACAUAACGUCCGAAACAUUCGCUACCGUUGCCGAAUUCUGUUACGGACGGAAAAUUCAGUUAACGUCUCGAAACGUGGCAGCCGUUAUAACGGCCGCGGAGUUACUUGAAAUGAGAGAGGGGAGAGAGGGAGAGGUUAGUUUACGUGACGUGGCAGAAUCGUAUUUUCAGAGAAUUGUUUGUGUGGACGGAUUCACGGUUCUGCGAUCGUGUUUGAGUCUGUUUCCGGAGGCUGAAACAACGGCGGCGCUAGGGAGUAGGUGUAUUGAGGCGGUGAUUUGGGAAAAUGACGGUGGUGAUGACGUGGAUGAAAGUGUUUUGGAUGUGGUUGUUGAAAUGGAGCCUCGAGAUUUUCAAAUCGUUUGUUACUCAUUGAAUGAAAGGUUGCUCAACCAUGACGUUCUCUACAAGUUGGUCGAUCUUUAUCUCAAGGAAAACAAGCAUGACAAACAAAUAACUGACGAACAAAAAACAGAAAUAUGCAAUUCAGUAGAUUGUACUAAGCUCUCACCUCGUACCCUGGUCGAAUGUGUUCAAAACCCCACAAUGCCACUAAGGUUCAUAGUUCGAGCAAUUCUUGUCGAACACCUAACCACUCGCCGCUCAAUCACUGAAGCAGUUACAACUACUGCCGUCUGUAAUCCACAACAACAAACAGAAGUACAAAGAACCUCGCUUAGAGAAUUUCUCCAACGCGACGCGACUCGUCGACAAACAGAACAGAUAAAAGAAGCUAUGAAUUCAACUUACUCUCGUAUCCAAAGCCUUGAGAGAGAGCUUAGUGGAAUGAAGAAGUUUCUUCAGGAUCAUCAAGCUGAGGAAGAAAGGGAAAAAGAGAAAGAGAAUGAACAUAUGAAUAAUGUUCUAAAUUCAGAACGUCCUGCUAGUUUCCAUUUUGCGCCAAAUGAUAAUAGUAAAAUACAGAGAGGGGGAAGAGGCUCUGUUUCGUCCUCUGGUUUUGUGCUUGAUAACAUGAUCAAGAAAAAUAAUGAAAUGGUUAGGUACAAAUAUAACGUUAAUUCUUCCGAAGGAUCGUGUCAUGAUAGGAACGUUACUCCAAAAAGUGUUACAAGUUUUCGCCAUAGAUUCAUAACCGGGCUCAAGAAUACAUUCAAGAUUUCGAAUUCUUCAUCGAAUUUGAAGGAUCACCAAUGACUGAUUGAGAGUGAUUUUGCUGUUUAUCAGAGAAUAUUCAUAGUGAAUUUUAUGAUUGUUCCCUUUUUAUUCAUGUUACUUGCUGUCAAAUAUUAGUUUUUGUUUUUUGAAAGAUUUUUUUGUCAUGA
Vicia villosa (hairy vetch) is the source of this 1684-nucleotide messenger RNA. RefSeq names its product BTB/POZ domain-containing protein At3g49900. The record is from RefSeq and is a predicted model, not a curated record. Bases 117 to 1556 code for a protein of 479 amino acids. Gene Ontology annotation, molecular function: protein binding. The transcript has 4 exons. NCBI's taxonomy places the organism in Eukaryota, Viridiplantae, Streptophyta, Magnoliopsida, Fabales, Fabaceae.